Molecule: messenger RNA, 2008 nt
Organism: Pseudomassariella vexata
Lineage: Eukaryota; Fungi; Ascomycota; Sordariomycetes; Amphisphaeriales; Pseudomassariaceae
Exons: 5
Coding region: 472-1713 (413 amino acids)
Cellular component (GO): intracellular anatomical structure
Molecular function (GO): oxidoreductase activity, acting on NAD(P)H, oxygen as acceptor
Source: RefSeq, a predicted model, not a curated record
CUGGCACACCCCGACAUCGGCACUUGGUAUACGAGGAAAUUUUGAAACCAUCGUGACCUCUCGAGCUUUCUUGGCUCUUGCGCGAAUAGGCGUUGCAACAGGCCAGACCGCCCACCUUCUAGAUUUCCACGAUUUCCCUCUGCAUAUUCAAGGGCCCAGCGGCAAUGGACGUGGCGGUGUCCAUCACAUGGCUAGCUCCCUCAUCCCACGGCAGCCAUCACACGGCGGCCAUCCCACUAUAAAGGCCUGUAACUGUGGGCCACGGCUGGACCGGAAGCCACUGAGAGGUCCACAUGUUGGGCUCUGGGGAGGGGUAUUGGCCCCUGACCAGGCCUGAGGGUCCAAAGAUUGGGGGGCCCCAGAUGUCAGGUGCCCCCACCAUAGCAAGCUACCCGACUGGGAAGCUCCAAGCAUUAUGCCAAGAAACAAGGCAGGAGGGGCAACCGUGCUCUUUCUCAAGGUGCUUGCUCAAUGUGUGACCCUGCUGAGCAUCAAAAGACAACACACCUACGUCAUCCCAGGUUGACGAUCUCCCUUCUCCACUCUUCCGUUUGCCUGACUUCCGUUUACCUGAAGAGCCUCCGGGAGCUCUGGGCGAUUCUUGCACAUUCACGUUCUUUUCUCCAGCCUUGUUGUUUCGUUUGCAUCACCACAAACAUCACAAUGUUGUUCCGCAACUCUGUCCGUGCAUCGUCGAGGGUGCUUUUGCGACCGCAAGCCGCCCGCAUGGCACCUGCAUCGGCCCUCCACACCACGCGCAUUCUCUCCAACGCUCACGACAAGAAGACGCCCUUGGCCGCCGGCUCCUUCGCACGUACGGAUGACUCCAUCACCGUUGAGUACCCUGAAGAUCAUGAGCUGCCGUCUAGUGUACCGGUCCAAGGCCGGGGCGGUCUUCACAUGAAGCGCACGCUGGCCUCAUUCUCCCUCGAGGGAAAGGUUGGUGUGGUCACUGGAGGUGCACGCGGUCUCGGUCUGGUCAUGGGCCAAGGUAUGGUCAUCUCGGGUGCUAAUCUCGCCAUUGUCGAUAUGAACAAAGAAGAGGCCGAAAAGCAAGCUGCCGAAUUAGUUGAGGUCUUCCGCAAGGAGAACCCCGGGUCUGCUCGUGUGCCCAAAGUUACGGCGCACUAUGCCGAUGUUAGUGAUGCAGACAGUGUCCAAGGUUGCAUCAGCAGCAUUAUCGCCGAGCACGGCAAGAUCGACUCGCUCGUCACCAGCGCUGGGUUCACGGAGAAUUUCGAUGCUAUUAACUAUCCGAUUGACCGUAUGCGAAAAUUGUGGAAUGUCAACGUCGAUGGAACUUACUUGUUUGCUAUCACUGUUGCAAAGCAUCUCAUGGAACGUAAGGCGCCCGGCAGUAUGGUCUUCAUUGGAAGCAUGAGCGGAAGCAUUGUCAACAUCCCGCAACCCCAGGCUCCCUACAAUGCUGCCAAGGCAGCUGUUCGCCACAUGGCUGCUUCGCUGGCUGUCGAGUGGGCCCAUGCUGGUAUCCGAGUCAACUGCAUCUCUCCUGGCUACAUGUUGACCGCCCUCACGGAGAAGAUCCUCGAUGAUAACCCGGAGCUGAAAAAGCAAUGGACUUCCCUCAUUCCCCAGGGCAAGAUGGGCCAACCGGUGGAUCUCAUGGGUCCCGUGACCUUCUUGCUCUCAGAUGCGUCGCAGUACGUCACUGGCGCAGACCUACGCGUCGACGGUGGUUACACGGUUACCUAAGUGCUUGGUCAAGAGAUUGUAGCACGCGUUUGGUUUGUUCAGGAUGGAGCUGCCGAGUACGCUUCAAAGUGGCUUGCAGUGCUGGCGAAAAGUUCUGAAAAGUUGGUUGUGAUGAUUUUCUCGAGAAUACUGGACUUGGAGUCAAGGCGGCUAUCAUGAUUGAUGAAGCAAGCAUGAGACUGAUAUUUCAAGAGGUCGGUUUAAGCUACAUGUUCCGGCCAUAGGCAACCGGCCCGGCUGGUUAUUAAACAUCCUCCCCCCCCCAAAAAAAAAAUUUCCCGCGUCGUGAUUGCGU